AUGUGGCGUCAUAUUCUUUAUGGUAGGAUAAAGGGCUGCAACAAUAUGGAUAGGAGUUGGAUGUCUAUUAAGAACUACCUAGACCCCAAGUAUUUAGAUGGAGUUGAUGAAUUUAUUAAGUUUGCUUUUCUAGGCAAGGAUCCUAAUUGUAAACUGCCAUGUCCUUGCAAAGUAUGCAAUAAUUUUGAGGAUCAAACUAAGGAAGUCAUGGCCAAUCACUUGUGUCGAGGAAUUGUUGAUAGUUAUACUAGGUGGAUAUAUCAUGGCGAAGGGUUUGAAUCUGAUGAUGAGAAUGAUGACAUAGAAAUAAAUGACAACGAUAGUGACUUUGACAGUAUGGAGGAGCUGUUAAAUGAUGUAGGAGUUGCUAACUUUGGUGAGAGUUGGAGACAUUCACCGGAACUUGAUACGGGUGCUUGUACCGAGAAAGAAGGAGAAGCAAGUAGGUUUCUCAGAUUAUUAUCGGAGGCUGAAAAAUCUCUAUACCCGGGCUGUGAAAAGUAUUCAAAACUCUCGUUUAUUGUCCAUAUCCUCCACUUGAAAACAAUGAAUCGGUGGACUUGUAAAUCUACUGAUAUGUUGCUGAAGUUCUUGCAUCAAGUAUUUCCUACAGCUUUGAUUCCCAGUUCAUAUUACGAGGCAAAAAAUUUCAUCCGUGAGUUGGGGCUGAAGUGUGAAAAGAUCCACGCCUGUGAAAAUGAUUGCGCACUUUUUUGGAAUGAAAAUAAAGGCCUUGAUCAUUGUCCAAAUGAAAAAUGUAAAGCACCGCGGUAUAAAUCUCCAAAUUCCAAAAUACCUAGAAAGGUGUUGCGUUAUUUUCCAUUAAAACCAAGGCUGCAAAGACUGUUUGUGAACAAAGAGAUUGCUCGGGAUAUGAGGUGGCAUAAGGAGAGACGUGUAGAUAAUGAGAACAUGAUGCGACACCCUGCUGAUUCAUUAGCUUGGAAGGAUUUUGAUAGAAAUCACAAGUCCUUCGCUGAAGAUCCUAGAAAUGUGAGGCUAGGACUUGCUAGUGAUGGCUUUAAUCCCUUUGGAACCAUGAGCAAUUCAUACAGUAUAUGGCCUGUUAUCCUUGUUCCUUACAAUCUACCUCCUUGGAAAUGCUUAAAAGAUCCAUUUUUUUUCCUAUCAAUGAUUAUUCCUGGUCCCAAAGCACCUGGAAAUGACAUUGACAUAUUCUUUAGACCACUAGUUGAUGAGUUAAAAGAGUUAUUUGCCACUGGUGUGGAGACAUAUGAUGCCUUCAGGGAGGAGAAGUUCAUGUUACGUGCAGCACUUUUGUGGACAAUAAACGAUUUUCCAGCAUAUGGCUAUUUGUCGGGAUGGAGUACAAAAGGGUACAAGGCAUGUCCUGUGUGCUUAGAUGAGACGACUAGUCUAUAUCUUAAUAAUGGUCACAAAUGUUGUUACAUGGGCCAUCGCCGUUUUCUGCCUAUUGAUCAUAAAUGGCGUCGAGAAAAAAAAAUUUAA
Molecule: messenger RNA, 1470 nt
Organism: Coffea arabica (coffee)
Lineage: Eukaryota; Viridiplantae; Streptophyta; Magnoliopsida; Gentianales; Rubiaceae
Source: RefSeq, a predicted model, not a curated record